Messenger RNA from Periophthalmus magnuspinnatus, 9063 nucleotides. It is a transcript of the gene plce1, whose product is annotated as phospholipase C, epsilon 1. Lineage: Eukaryota; Metazoa; Chordata; Actinopteri; Gobiiformes; Gobiidae. The transcript has 45 exons. Gene Ontology annotation, molecular function: phosphatidylinositol-4,5-bisphosphate phospholipase C activity; guanyl-nucleotide exchange factor activity. Gene Ontology annotation, biological process: small GTPase-mediated signal transduction; lipid metabolic process; phosphatidylinositol-mediated signaling. The record is from RefSeq and is a predicted model, not a curated record. Bases 337 to 7206 code for a protein of 2289 amino acids.
GUUUCGCUCUGCGGCUCUGUCCCCGCCACAGCGCGUAGUAAACUCACUCAGUCAUCGAAAAGUUUGCAGCGUGCGCCUUGAACUUGUCACUGUACGGAGUUUUGUGGAUGCUAACUCUUUAAUAGGACUUAAAUUGUGCCAUCAUGAAGACUUGAGAAGCCAGACUCAACGGUAUCAAGGAAAUUCCCCAGAUCGGCGGGUCACCACAGUUUGGUAUUUGUACAGCUGCACUAAGCCUCUGUUUCUGCUCAACAAAUCCACAUGGAGAAAUGCAGUGCCUAAAGACGUAACUACCCGCCUAUGCUCAUAAUGGUGAACUGAUUUAUUUAACCUGGGAUGGCCUCAGAAAAGACCCAGACGCGGAUAGGUGCUGUGGCCGUAGCUCGGCGCGCCUCAUCUUCCACAAAAAAUGGCGGCUUCCAGGAGUUUCACCAAUUACCCGAUCCAUGCCGGUCCAGACAGCACUGCGGCCCGGCCUUGCUCUGGUACAGGAAGUUGUCGAUGGACAGUGGAAGAGACAACUUUGCAGAUGAGAAUGAGCUAUACGCUGGAGAUUUAAGCUGCUCUCCAGGCUCCCGGGAUAAACCAAAUCCUGACGGAGUUAUUGGGAUCAGAGUUUCUCCGAUAGUAUCUGUGAGAGUUUCAGCAGGAUGUGCAACUCUGCUGGACUCUUCAGUAGAGGACAGGGCGGGUGUCUGCACAAGUCCAAUGUCCAACCCAUGUCCCAUUCCUCACCCAAAGCAGAGACACCUCCGCCGCAGCAGCCUCCCUGUGUCUGUGCUCAGCAUCAACAAGGCCUCCCCACACAUGAGCUGGUCCAGCCCCUGCAGUGAGCCUGGCUCCCGAGGUUCCUCUCCCGGUGGGUCUCCUGAUGUCUCCCGCCACUGUCUCCCCCCGGGACACCUCAAGCGGCAGCGUGUUAUAACGGGCUACUCCAGUUUAGAGCGCCUCAACAGACGUCCUCGGGAUAACAAGUGUGUAGUAGACAAACUGUUCCUGCCCCCGUCUGCAGGUCGGGGGCAGAUGUCCAGCAGCAGCAGUGAGACCAGCACUGAGGAGGCAGACGAAGAAGACUUUGAGAGGAACCGCAAGGAGCGCUCCACUGUCCUUGUCCGCCGCUUUUACAAAAACAAUACGAAGGUCAAGAAAAGGGUGUGUACUGGAACCAGAGCUCUCGUCAGGACGCUGCCUUCAGGACAGAUCUCAGAGGAGAACUGGCAGAAGGUCAUGUGUCAUCAGAGCUGGAGACCAACCAAAGACCAAGUGUGGAGUCUGCUGACCCGCACCGGACCAGAGGAACUCCGGGUGCGCAGGGACGUGCUCAGAUUAGUCCUCAACCUCCAACAGGUAUGCAGCGAUGUCCCGGGCAGACGGGAGCCUUACCUGACUCACCCGGCUCAGAAGCUGCUGUUGUGCUGUGGACAUGACCACCUUAGGGACCCCGGUGCACCCAGCUCUGUCACAGUGUCUCUGAUACCCCGGCCCAGCAGGUUGUAUCGUGCCUGCAGCGUGCGGACCUCCGUGUGUUCCCUAUUGUCCGGAGCUCUUCUGGAAGCCACAGCUGCUGUCGGGGCCCGCUCCUCUUUGCCUCUGCCCCCGCCCUGCCCACAGAGUGCCAACUGCCACGCUGUGCUGAAAGAACGGCAACUGGCCAACAGCAUGACCAGCAGCACUCUCCCUCCCAGUGUCAGUGGCAUCGGUAAAGAGCUGGCUGACCUCCGACCUCUGGUGCAGUUUCCAGAAGAAAUCGCAUGUAUCCUCACCGAGCAGGAGCAGCAGCUAUACCAAAGGGUAUUUCCCUUGGACUACCUCUGUUUCCUCACUCGAGACCUGGGCAGUCCCGAGUGUCAGGCUAAACGCCACCCCAACCUCAAAGCCACACUGUCUGCACCCUCCAUGCCUACCCAGAAUGCCAUGCGCGCUAACGCUGUGGAGGACCUGGUUGCACGCUUCAACGAGGUCAGUUCAUGGGUGACAUGGCUGGUUCUCACAGCAAGUUCAAUGGAGGAGAAGAGAGAGGUUUUCUCCUAUCUGGUGCAUGUGGCCAAGUCCUGUUGGAACAUGGGCAACUACAAUGGCGUCAUGGAGUUUCUCGCAGGGCUAAGGUCUCGUAAGGUUCUUAAAAUGUGGCAGUUUAUGGACCAGUCAGAUAUAGAAACCAUGAGAAGCCUGAAGGACGCCAUGGCACAGCACGAGACUUCAUUGGAGUACAAGAAGGUGUUGACCAGAGCUCUCAAUAUACCUGGUUGCAAGGUGGUACCAUUCUGUGGAGUUUUUCUGAAGGAGAUCAGUGAUGCUUUAGACGGGACGGCAAGUAUCAUCAGCCUUAAACAAGAUACCACAGAGGACUCACUGGAGUUUGUGUCUGACUACAGCGGCCAACAGAACUUCAUGUCUCGUUCUGGGCCAGACGGACUGCACGUUCCUGAAAAAGAAGCAACAGUCAGCAACAUACUACAAAUCAUCCGGUCUUGUAAUCGGAGUUUGGAAGCAGAGGACCCAGAUGACGCGUCAAUCGGUGGUUCUUCUGGUCCAUCAAUGACAUCAAGAACCAACUCCUUCAAGGACUACAACCGCAAUCAUUCCUGUUCAUUUAGGACCCCACCAGAUUCAAGCCGUGUCUUAUUCAUGGUGGGAGAUUUGUCCGACUCAGAAAAUGACUUGUCUUCAGAACCUGUGUCAAAGGACGGGGACUGUCAGAGCAGUGAGGAUGCACACAAAGCCUUCAGCCACAACACAGAGCUCAUUCCCUGGUAUGUGCUGUCCUUACAACCUGAUAUUCAUCAGUUUUUGCUACAAGGAGCCACAGUGAUCCACUAUGACCAGGACAGCCACAUCACCGCACGCUGCGUCCUGCGACUCCAGCCCGACAAUGUCACACUCACCUGGGGUAAGCCUCCGAGUGGUGGGGGCUUUUCGCCUGAGCACCCCUUUGGAUCAGGACACACUAUUGCAGUAGGACUAGCAGAAGGCCUUUUGGACCUAGCAGUUGUCAAGGCGGUGUUCAUGGGUCACCAGGGCAUCGACAUACAUGGAGUGUGUGUACAGAACAAGCUGAGUCAGAUGAAUGUGGAGGAGAAUGGUCUGAGCCUCCUCUAUGGGCUCGGCACCACUGACAACAGACUCCUGCACUUUGUUGCCCCUAAGAACACUGCACAAAUGCUGUAUAAAGGCUUGUCAGAGCUGGUAAAUGCCAUCAGAAAAUUAAAGAAGUUUCCUGAUCAAAGACUGCAAUGGCUACGCAGGCAAUACGUCAGUCUGUAUCAGGAGGAUGGCAGGCAUGAGGGUCCUACUUUAGCCCAGGCCAUUGAGCUGUUCGGAGGAAGGCGGUGGAACAUGGGCUCUGGGGGAGUGGAGAAAACGGCCGCACAGAAAAACAGUCCUCUGGGAAUCAAUGAAAAGGCCAAGAAGAAGAAGAAGGUCUUAGUGCGGGGAGACAGUGGAGACGCUACAGAUGAUGAAAUGGUUUCCAGGAAAACUCGCAGCUGUAAGGAGGGAUUGUAUCGAAACGGUCCCGAGUCAGAGAGUGUGGACCAAGAAGAUCCAGAGGAUGGCUUCCCCGGACCCUUCUCUCUCUCAUCCAGUCGGAGUCCUGGGUUGUUGGUGUCUUCUUCCUCUUCAUCCUCUUCUUCCAGUAUGACCGGGGCCAGCCAGUCCCGGCCACAGUCCUCCCCGAUCCUGUCAGGAAGCACCAAGUCACAACCUGGGGCAUGGAGCAGUCGGUCGUGGCAUGGCCGAGGAAAAGGUUGUUUCAAAGGCUUCCAAAACCUGAUGAUUUCUGACAGCACCAUGAGCUUCAUCGAAUUUGUGGAGCUUUUCAAAUCCUUUAGCAUCCGUAGCAGGAAGGACCUGAAGGAGCUGUUUGACACUUUUGCGAUCCCCUGCAGUCGCUCAGGUCCGGAGUCUGCACCUCUUUACACAAACCUCAAGAUAGACGACAAAGACACAGGCACACAGCCAGACCUCGACUUACUCACCAGGAACGGCUCGGAUUUGGGUUUGUUUAUCCGGACCAGACAGCUCAUGUCGGACAACCAGAAGCAGAUCUCCGACGCCAUCGCAGCGGCCAGCAUCGUGACCAACGGCACCGGGGUGGAGAACGCCUCUCUGGGGGUCCUGGGACUGUCCAUCCUUCAGCUCAAUGAUUUUUUAGUAAACUGUCAGAAAGAACACCUUAGCUAUGACGAGAUUCUCAGUAUUAUUCAGAAAUUUGAACCCUCUGUGAGUAUGAGACAAAUGGGAUGGAUGUCGUUUGAAGGAUUUGCAAGGUAUUUAAUGGACAAAGAUAACUUUGCUUCAAGAAAUGAGGAAUCCCAGAUAAAUCCAGAGGAGCUGCAGUAUCCACUAUCGUACUAUUACAUUGAAUCUUCUCACAACACGUACCUGACCGGACACCAGCUCAAAGGAGAGUCCUCUGUAGAGCUUUACAGUCAGGUUUUACUGCAGGGCUGUCGGAGCGUUGAGUUGGACUGUUGGGAUGGGGAUGAUGGGAUGCCAGUAAUCUAUCACGGGCACACACUCACGACCAAGAUUCCUUUUAAGGAUGUGGUAGAAGCAGUAAACCGCUCUGCAUUCAUCACCUCUGACAUGCCGGUCAUACUGUCCAUAGAGAAUCACUGCUCCCUCCCUCAACAGCGCAAGAUGGCCGAGAUAUUUAAGACGGUGUUUGGAGAUCGUCUUGUGACCCGUUUCCUUUUUGAGAGCGACUUCAGUGAUGACCCCCACCUACCUUCACCGUGGCAACUCAGGGGCAAGAUCCUGCUGAAAAACAAAAAGCUCAAAGCCCACCAGGCGCCUGUGGACAUCCUCAAGCAGAAGGCUCACCAGCUUGCCCAUAUGCAAGCUCAGGCCAGCAACGGCUCACAAGGCAUCCCAUCGCAUGGCAACCACACAAAUGAGGAAGAUGAAGAGGAGGAGGACGAGUACGAUUACGACUAUGAGUCUUUAUCAGAUGCUGAUGUCCUUUCAGCCUCUACUGCCUCCUAUGGCCUUGAAGAUAAUAUCCUGGAUGACAAACCAGAGGGGAAGAGCCCUGCAGAAAAAGACGAGCAUCCAGUUGAGGAAAUGCCCAAGAGGAAAAAGGCCGACAGCACGAGCCAGAGUAAAGGAAAGCAGGUGUUUGACAUGGAGCUAGGAGAGGAGUUUUACCUGCCUCAGAAUAAGAAGGAGAGUCGGCAGAUCGCACAGGAGCUCUCAGAUCUGGUCAUCUACUGCCAGGCCAUUAAGUUUCCUGGCCUGUCCACUCUGUCUCCGACUGGGUCCAGCCGAGGGAAGGACCGGGGGAAGAGCAGGAAGUCCAUAUUUGGAACCGCUCCCACUCGCUGCAGCACAACAGGGGAGGUCGUGGCACAGAACCGCACCCCUGGGAAAGGUGGCAGUGAGCGUUUGAGCUGGGAAGAACAGACUUCUCCUGUCCUUAACGCCCCGACCUGUCUGAGUGCUAUCAUUCGGACCCCAAAGUGUUACCACAUCUCCUCUGUGAACGAGAACGCGGCCAAGCGACUGUACCGACGCUACUCUCUGAAGCUGAUCCAGCACACGGUGGGCCAGCUGCUCAGGACUUACCCCGCUGCCACCCGGAUCGACUCCACCAACCCCAACCCUCUGCUCUUCUGGCUGCACGGCAUUCAGCUGGUGGCCCUCAACUAUCAGACAGAUGAUUUAUCAAUGCAACUAAAUGUGGCAUUAUUUGAAGCCAAUGGUGGAUGUGGAUACGUUCUGAAGCCUGCAGUGUUGUGGGAUCGCAGCUGUCCUCUUUACCGACAGUUCUGUCCAAUCGAGAGGGAUGUUGACAAAAUGACUCCUGCUCUUUAUUCAAUCACAAUUGUCUCUGGUCAGAACGUGUGUACUGGGAACAGCUCGGGCAGCCCCUGUGUGGAAGUGGACAUUCUGGGUAUGCCCGUGGACAGCUGCCACUUCAGAACCAAACCAAUCCACCGCAACACGCUCAACCCCAUGUGGAGUGAGCAUUUCCAGUUCAGUGUCUACUUCGAGGAGCUGUGCUUCAUUCGGUUCUCUGUGGUGGAGAACAAUAGCUCCCAAACCACCGCACAGAGGACACUGUCUCUGAAGGCCCUCAAGCUUGGCUACAGGCAUGUACAGCUUAGGACACAGCACAAUGAGCCUCUGGAAGUGUCCAGUUUAUUCAUCUUCAGCUCCAGAACAGAGGAAAGUCCAACAGGGGGCACCACUUCUGCAUCCCUGCUUUUCAGUUCAGAGGACAAGCGGUUGUCGCGGCAGCACAAAGUGACAGUCCAUGGAGCUCCAGGUCCUGAGCCUUUUACACUGUUCCCUGUGACAGAACUCACCACAGUCAGGCAGCUGCUGGAAAAGGCUGUGAGCUCUGCAGAGGGGCCAUGUGAGUAUGUGUUGUGUGAGGAGAAACUGCCUCUGUCCAAGGAGCGCGGAGCCGAGGUGAAGAGGUCUGCUCAGGUCCGGACUCUGGCCCCUGACGAGAAAGUCCUCCGACUGGUCUGGAACUGGACCACAGACGAAGGAUAUGUGGGAAGGCUCUGUCUGAAACUCAGAGAACAGAAAGCAGUUGAUAAAGGCCUGUGUCCUGAUGGAGAAGAGGAGUUGGCGGUCAGUAGUAGAGAGGCAGGAGAAGAUGCCAUGUUCUUUGUCCAGGUUCAUGAAGUUUCCCCUGAGCAGCCGCACACAGUUAUCAAAGCUCCACGCUACAGUACUGCACAAGACAUCAUCACACAGACUCUGUCAAAGGCCAAGUACUCCUGCAGCAUCCUGUCCAACCCUAACCCAGGAGACUAUGUCCUGAUGGAGGAAGUCACCAAGGACUUAGGAGGCUCCACAAAGAAGUCGUCUGCGUCUAAACCAGUGCAGAGAGUGCUCCAGGAUCAGGAGUGUGUGUACCAGGCACAGAGCCGGUGGCGCGGCGCUGGGAAGUUCAUCCUCAAACUGAAGGAGCAGAUAGGGCGCGAGGAUAAGAAGAAAGUGAUGUCAUUUGCCAGCGAACUGAAGAAGCUGACCAGUCGUAGUCGCAGUAUGACCACAGGGGGCGCUGCAGACGGUUCGGUGCAGAGGUGCCUGUCUGCAGCAGUGGGGCUGAAGGCCUGGGUGACAGAGGGUAGGCUCAUGCAGAGCUCCACCUCCAAGAAACUGGUCCGAGAAAGCCCGCUUCCCCUCUCCACUCUGACCCCUGCGUCCUGGACUCUCCACCUCCUCCGCAACUGGAAGAUCCACAAAUAAAGCCAGAUGAGUGAGAGAGUUCAACAUUGACCACUUCUAUUGAAGGUUUCAGCUCAGUCUGGAGCAGAGGGCGUAUAGACUCCAGUCCUACUUUAGUUGGUAGUACAAGACCCUCCUGGACUGGACCUUAGCUCUGGUACUUGGUAGAGGACAGACAGAGGCCUGAGGGUUCACAUAGUCACAUUUGGGUGGGGUUGUGUUUGAAGACCCCAUUUUACGUCACUUUAGAGCUGAGGCUCAUAUCACAGAGCAGCUAUGAGGGCUCCGGGUUUGGGGAGUUCUGGAGUCAUGUUGUAGAGAACAAGGUGUUUUCCUGAGGAGUAGAUAUGGCCCUUUUAGAAAAUAAAUGGAGGUCAAACUACAUCCACAUUUAGAUGACUGGGGGCUUUGCUUUCAGAUAAUUUAAUUUAAUUUGUACACAUCAUGUAAAAUCUUGUGCAUUCUUAACAAAUAGCCACGAAGUAGCUAAACUGCAUUUUACACUAUAUACACUAAAUGAUGUGUGCUGCAUUCAAAAACAAUGAAAGGAAGGAUAUUAGAGAAUGUAGGGAAGAAAGUAGACAAGCAGGCUUGUUUAGUUGUUUAGUCCAUUGUUAGAUUAUGACAGUACUGUACGUGUGCGCACAUCAGCAGGUGCAGGUGGUCAUCCAGAGAAAAGAGUGACCUUUCAGUGUCUGCAUUUUGUUCCCUUUAAAAUAUUUAACUGGCAUUGAUUUGAAUUAUUGAUUUUACUGAGGGAGCAUUUUGUUUUAUUUUGCCAUGUCAUUUCAAAAUUGCUAAAUUUGCAUUGUUCUUGUUUCCUGAGAUUAAUGUGGAAACUACACAUUUUUUGCCCAAAGUUUGAAUUUAGAAUGACUGAAAUUUAAUUUGUUGUAUACUUUUUUCCUUAUGAAAAAAGAUAUACAUAUUUAUUUUUGUCAUUAUUUACAUUUCCUUUAAAUUGGCAAUUGAAAAUGGUAUCUUUGCUUUGUUAAAUUUUUGGAUUUUCAUGCUGUUUUCAAACAUGUAUUUCUUCAGAACUGGGUAAAAGAAUGGACAAUAAACGUGGAAAGUGACAUUCCAUUGUUAAUUGGCAAAACUUAGCCAUGUUUCUUUAGUCCACAUGUGAUUGAUGUACAUUUUAUUUUCACCCUGAUUUGGCACUGGUAGUAUGGCCUAUUUCCUUAAGUGCAGGAGCAUGUGUGGUGCUUUGGUCUAAUAGGUUUUUAGGUAAAUAAGAUUGUGAUUCCCGAAAGCACAGCUCUUUCUGCACAUGAUAAUCAGCGGCAUAGUGGCUCCUCUAAUCCUGUUAUUCAUUCAGGAAAUGUCUAUUAAGCACACCAGCCUUUUGCCCACUGCUGCACUGAUUAAAUGUACCAUAAAGAAAAGCAUCACCUACAUGAAACGCAAAGGGACAUUUUCCUCACAUUUGUCAUGAGCCCAGCUGUGUGGCUCACUUUCCUCCUUUGUUCUUUGUAGAUCCUGCUUUUGAAUGUAUCAUGGUAAAGAAAGAGUGAUAAAUCAUUGUUAUUUAUUUCAAUGUGAAGCCCUGGUUGGCAUUUUUCUGUGUAUCAUUUCUUGUCAAUAUUUUUUAUUUAUUUCAACUGCCCUAACUAAGUGUACUCUUAUUUAGUUUUAUUAUAAUUGUAUUGUAAAAUUGUCCUUUCGCAACAGCAGCAUGAUGCCUUUUCUUUAGUGAGGUUUUUUGGUUGUGUCCUCUGAAUGAGCAUGCCAUAGCUCCUCACCAACAUGUUACACUCCACAUCCUGCACAUGCCAUUAUGUUGCUGUUAACAUUGACUAUUUACUUGAAUUGAAGGAAUUGUAUUUUGGUGAAUGUCAUAUUUACCAGCAUCACAAUAAAAUAUAUUUUAAGGUU